AUUUUUCUUUUCUAAAUGUGUUCUCCUCUUUUGCAGGUGUUCGGCACAGUUGAGUUGCCGGACAAGCCGAUCAUGUUGCCGCCUUUCGUGGAGGCGACCCACUGUUUGGGCUACCAUCUGACUCGCAAGGGUCGGGCGGUCGCAGACAGGGUGGUCUCAGUCCUCGGCUAUGCUUGCCCAGACAUCACGUACAGCCCUAGUCUGUACCCCAUCACAGCUGCAUUACUGCACUUCAUGCCUGAAGAGGAAUGCUACCACUGCAUGGCGAGCCUGGUGGCGUCCAAGGAGAAGAUGUUCAUCACGCAAACGAAACUACUCAACGAAGUCACAUGGAAGACGGUCAUGCAGAUCGCUAAGAAACAUGCCAAGUCGGCGGCGCAGCACCUGUCGCGGCUGUCGGGAGCGAUCGGGCCCGAGCGGAUCUACGCCGACUGGCAGUGGUGGAUUCUCGCCGCGUUGCCCUUCCCGCACCUCGUGCGAGUGCUCGACUGCUUCUUCCAUGAGGGGAUUAAGGUAUUCUACAGGGUGGCGCUAUCGAUCCUCAUCCUAUUCAACAAGCACGCAUCGAAUCAGAGCUCGGAGUGGUACGCCGAAGCCACGAAGAACGGCGUCGACCACGCCAUUGACAAGUUUUGUAGGAACAUGCCUGCGUCGCCCACCAAGCUGCUCAGGACUGCUUUCAGUAUAAGGGCAUUAAGUUCACAGUACAUAUCGCGGGUGUUCAUCAAGACAGAGAUGACGCUCAAGUCCAAGCAAGUGAUCACCGGGUCCCGGCUCGUUCGCUCCCGGUCCUCAGAUAACCUCCCCACCAGCCAGUCACAAGUCAACAUCCAGAUGAUGUCACACACUCUCACUAUCCGCGAGAGAAUGUCUGAGGAAACGUGCAAACAAAUGCUAUUCACGUUAUGGUCGUGGUUGCCCGUGCGGAUCACGAUGUACCAACCAGUGCUGCUAUACACUACCGAAGAGCAUGGUUGCUCGUUAACCACAUUCUACGUGCGGGUUGAGCACCAUGAACCAACGUUGCUCAUGAUCAAGACAUGUAAUAACGAGGUAUUCGGAGCAUAUUGUUCAACGAGAUGGUUCGAGCGCAACCAGAAAGACGAGCGCGGCAACCGACAGGCUUACUUCGGCACCGGAGAGACAUUCCUCUUUAGCCUUUACCCGGAGCGGGCCAAGUACCCCUGGGUGGGUUGUACCACGGGAGCCGACGGAAAAGGCGAAGAGCGAGUCGCCCACGGCUCCGAACUCUUCAUGGCAGCCGACUCCAAAAUGAUCACCAUUGGCGGAGGUGACGGACAAGCGAUAUGGAUGGACGAGAACAUUCGGUUCGGCAAGACGGAUCGCUGCUCCACAUUCAACAACCCGCCUCUCUGUCCCAGUGGCGACUUCGAAAUCCGCGUCCUCGAAGUCUACGGCUUCUCCGGCGCGUAGAUCGAAGUCACUUCGAAGUCGAAGUCCCUCGUCUCAUAUCCCCGAGUGAUAAAUGUUGUGAUCGUCGCUUCAUGUACGCGAAUCGGCGAAUAAAUACAUUGACAAUGUAUUGACCCUUUGCCGUUUAACAGACUGUGUAGUUGUAUUCCUAAUAUUUAUUCUACAAUAUCUCUGUGUGGCCCCGUAGCAAUCCUAUACGAUUCAAGCUGUCCGUUCAAGACAACGAAGACGGGGAAAUGUAGGUUGUUUAAAAAAAAAUAUUUACUCGUGUUUAGAUUGUGUAAGUACAAAUAAAAUUUUGAAUGUAUCGUACCUACUCUUGAUGGAUUAAAAUAAUACGCUUAUUAUGAAAGCAAUAUGUAUUUGUGGGGUUCGGCCGUGCGGUGGACUAUGUUCGGGGUUUCGGACAUUCCACAUUCCACAACAGCGUUAUCUCAUUGUGAGGAACUUUUAAUUUGUACGACACAGAUUCGGUCCAAACAACAGUAUUUUGGUAUCGUAUAGUAUGUUCUAAUUGCUUAAGAUUCUAUACUCACAGUGAUUUUGUCGUUGCUCACAAAAAUGUACCAAAGAGUUUAUAUGUAGAGCGUAUGCGAUGCCAAGUCAUAGAAACAUGGCAAUAUGUUUUGCACUUCAGUUGAAUUACAAGAGAAAUAAUCACAACCGCGCUCCUUGGUUCUAUGAGGAAACAUCGUGUUUUGCGAACAAAUAUAUUGCACCGGAAACUAGAGAACGAUUGCCAUUCAAUUGUCGCUCUUAUCACGAAGAGAAAAGGUUCAACUCCCACUGCCAUCGUUCGCAGUCAAAAUAGUAUUAUUUAUUAUGUAUUUUCAAAGGUGAUGUGCCAAAAUCGGACCAUUAAACGAAUUGGCUUGAUUCUAAACUUCAGAUAUUAAUCUGGAUGUAUUUGUUUUCUACAUAAAAUUUAUGUAAAAGUAUUUUUACACUUAUUGAUUGUAUUUUUUAUCGACGAAACGUAAGUGAAUUAGUUUUUAUCGAAGAUGAAUUGUGUCGAAAAAUAUUUUAGUUGUUUUUUUUUUUAGUAUGGUGUUUGAGUUCGUUUGUCGUUAUGUAGUUUGAUGUGGUAUGAAGCAACAUUGUUUAAGAUAGAAUUGAGAAGACGCGGUGCGUAUAAAUCUUUAUCAAUGAACUUUGAGUGACGACAAACGAACGUCAGAUGUUGUUAGCGCAAUGCAGGUAACGUGUAGGUGCAGACGACAGCACAUCAACCUACCUCAACCUGUCAAAUUUCUUCAAUAGAUUUUCAACCUUAACACAGUAGUGGAAGGUUAAUGUUCGAUUGGUAAAAUUUUACAGAUGUCAGAUUCGGGUAAGUUGACGUGCUGACGUUUGUACAGUGACGUCAUCGUGUACACAAACACAUCCCUCAGGGUACAACGGGGAACAACCUGCGUUCGUAUCACCCGCGGCAUAUUCCGCUACGAUUUAUUUGUAAAUAUUAUUUCUGUACAGUCUCCUAACUACCUGACCAUGAAACUCAAACCCUUUACAAUUUAAUCACCACUAGAAACGAGGCCCAAACGGAUUGUUAUCAAUGUAAAAAUGUUCACAUGUACCUGAGUAAUGUUUUUAUAUAUAUUAUGUGAAGUUGUGAAUGUCGUUAAGUAUUGUAGCCCAUACACAAAUAUUAUAUCGUUCGGUUAAUAUAGACAUUCUAACUUUUUGAAUAUUUAUAAGGUAUUUGAUUUAGAGGAGGUUAGUUUAAGAUAGCGAAGGAUCAUUCAAUGUUUUGUGGUCUGUUCGAUUUGGAAUGCGCGAAGUUGCCUCUUGAGCAUAAUACGGCUCUAUAGUCUUUAAGAAGAAAGAAAUAAACAUUACAACAUUAAAUUACGGCUGGAUUGAAUUGUAAAGGUAUCCUACCAUGGUCGCUACUUAGCGGACUGUUCGUAGCGUCACUAGGUUUUGUCAUGGUACUACAUGCUAUAAUUAUGUUAUUCAAAAGCCUAAGACUCGUUUUAAAUUCAAAUUAUUUAUGUAACUUAUUGAGUAGGUAACAUGUAACGUUUUAUAUGUAUGUUAUGAUGCGUGUGUGUGCGGCCGACAGAUUACGGUCACAUGUUUUUUUUUUUGUUUUUAGUUUAUGAAACGAUUACUUUUAGCGGCCGGAGCAGUCGGGGUCGCUACUGAGCUUUGACGAAACAUAAGAACUUGGUGAACAAGAAAUAAUAAGUUUUGAUUACGGAUAGUAGUUGGUUUUGACAGAAGCCUCAUACAAUAUACGUCAAAAACUACUGUUCGUAGGCAAAACGACGUUUCUUGUUUACUAACGAGCGGGCAUUAGUGAUUGGCCCCGAGUGUCCGGGCUAUGUCACGAUAUGUUAUGUAGCGGGUGUCGCCCGCACACACACGCUCUCGCGAUAUGUUGCUGUUAGCCAAUUUGUCGUUGAUCAGUGUAAAGUCUAGUCUUUAUCCUGUUUUUAUUAUCUCUAACGAUAUAAUACUAUGUAAACUAUAUACAAAUUGAUAUUUAAAAAGUUCGUGCGUUUUUGCCCUGUCAGGGCGCGUAGGCUCGUGGUUAGUUAGUGUAUAAGUACAUUUAAUAUAUGUAAAUUUAUUAAUCUCCUUUUUCCUUUUCAGUAUUGUGUCGUUUUUUUAUGUGAGGAGCAUAUCAUUGUGUGAGGUAUGUGAGGCGUGGAUGUAGAGAGCUUUGUUCUGUUACUGUGUACUUGUGUACUGUUACAUUCGAAUAGUUUUAGUCCGCCGCGCACGCGACGGUGUAAAACUCGUUUAUGGUAAUGUAAAUGUUGCUUCAUAAUGUGUAAAAAAAUAUAUAAUCCUAUAUACA
This is a messenger RNA of Helicoverpa zea (corn earworm), 4240 nucleotides long. It is a transcript of the gene sky, whose product is annotated as GTPase-activating protein skywalker. The record is from RefSeq and is a predicted model, not a curated record. Bases 16 to 1434 code for a protein of 472 amino acids. The transcript has 10 exons. Lineage: Eukaryota; Metazoa; Arthropoda; Insecta; Lepidoptera; Noctuidae.